Molecule: messenger RNA, 1169 nt
Organism: Contarinia nasturtii (swede midge)
Lineage: Eukaryota; Metazoa; Arthropoda; Insecta; Diptera; Cecidomyiidae
Exons: 3
Coding region: 1-747 (248 amino acids)
Source: RefSeq, a predicted model, not a curated record
AUGAGUAAAUUAGAAGAUUUACUUGGUAAAAAGAAGGAAGUGGUUCCUAUACUAGAUUUGUCCAAAAGUAUAGUCAAUACGAAAGAAGAAUACAAACGACUAUGUGAAAAAGUGCCCGACUAUAAAAUGCGACCGAUUAAGGUACGUACCGAAGAUAUAAAGAUUAAAGAGCAAGACAGUGGCUUAUUCAAACCACCGAAAAAAGAGCUCAAGUAUCUAUUGCGUCACAAUGGAGACCGUGAACGUCAUUAUGUAUAUUUGGAUCCAAUACCACUGGAAAUGCGAUCUUUGAUGAUAAUAGAACUGUGCACCGUUCCAAUUGAUUGGAAAAUGUUGACAACGUUGCGUCCAAAGACCAAAAUUGAAGAAGAAUAUUAUAGCAAGCUCAUCGAAUUAGGUAAGCUUCAGAUUCGCACCGAGCAGCGUGAUAAGCGUGAUUAUAUGCUGAACUCAGCGAUAAAGAAAAUAAAAAAUAAAUCUGGCGUUAUCGAAAUGCGACCAAUGACCUGUGCCGAAUGCAGUGAAGAGUACUGUAAUGGUCGAACUUGCAUCGAUUUCAAUUAUGAUUUGUACACAAGAAUUACACCAAAAGAGCCGGCCACCAAAGUGAUUGCCACCAAGACAUCCGUUGAAAAUGAGACGAUCAGUGGAAAAAAAGCAAAAAAGAAAUCAAAAUCAUUCGAUUUUGGACGAGGACGGAAGAAACGAAAUCGAAGUAAAAGUCCAACGAAAACCAAGCGAAAAUAAAACUCAUUUACAUUUAGUAGUUAAAAUCAGUCAUCUUAUUUAUUUCUUUUUACCGUAAACAACGACUAUUGGUUUCCCUUUUAAAAUAAGUCCAUUUGUUUCGUGCAGUGCUUUUUCAAUCAUUUGAUAUUUGGUUGUUAAAUUCAUUUCUGCCGCUUCAUCAACGUCAUAGUUCAAGUAAGGACCGUCAAAAAUGAUAAAAGCUUGACCUUUCAUUCGUCCGCUGGUCAUCAGUUUAAUAUCAAUCGAACGAAUAUUACCGCAUCCACCACAAUUCUCCUCCAAAUAACGUCCAUAAAUCGCUCGAAGAUCAGACUCUAAAACUUCUUUGGCUAUAUUUUUGAUGUACAGACGAUUGCUUAUUUCGCCCGCAUUAUAAUUUUUGAACAUCGGAUGUCCGUUAAGUUGAUCGACUGGAAUUC